CUUGCAAGGAGCCAGAGUGACUGCAGCCUGGUAGACAUCUUUUCUUCACAGCUGGAGGAGCCUGUGACCCCCAUCCUCUCCAACUCUGGCCUCUACCACUCAGCUCUGUCCCCAUGUCACCAAGGUUCUGGGCCUCAGUGUGAGUGGUACUCACUGCCCCAAGUCUAUUUCUGGUUUUCUCUUCCACUUGCUCUCUGCGUUUGUUAGACCUGGACCUUCAGCUCCAGAAUGUUCCUUCUACUGACCGUACUCCAAGCCUUGGCUCUAGCCAUGGUCCAGAGUCAAGGAGAUCAUAAAAUUGUUGGUGGCUACACAUGUAUCCAGAACUCCCAGCCGUGGCAAGUGGCCCUGCAAGCAGGUCCUGGGCGUAGAUUCCUGUGUGGAGGGGUUCUACUGUCGGACCAGUGGGUCAUCACUGCUGCCCAUUGUGCCCGCCCGAUUCUUCACGUGGCCCUGGGCAAGCACAACCUGCGGAGGUGGGAAGCGACUCAGCAGGUGGUGCGUGUGGUUCGUCAGGUACCACAUCCCCAGUACCAACCCCGGGCCCAUAACAAUGACCUGAUGCUGCUGCAGCUUCAGAAGAAGGUGCGGAUGGGGCGAGCAGUGAGGGCCAUUGCUGUGGCCACAUCCUGUGCCAGCCCAGGGACUCCCUGCCGGGUGUCAGGCUGGGGGACCACAGCCAGCCCCGUUGCCAGGUACCCCAAUGCUCUACAGUGUGUGAAUGUCAACAUUAUGUCAGAGGAGGUGUGCCGUCGGGCCUACCCUGGAACCAUCACAUCCGGCAUGGUCUGUGCCGGGGUUCCCCAAGGCGGAAAGGACUCCUGUCAGGGUGAUUCUGGCGGACCCCUGGUGUGUGGAGGACAGCUCCAGGGCCUUGUGUCCUGGGGAAUGGAGCGUUGUGCCAUGCCUGGCUUCCCGGGGGUCUACGCAAACCUGUGCAAUUACCAAAACUGGAUCCAGAGAACAAUGCAGGGCAACUGAUUAUCCAUUACCAUCCCGUCAUUACCAGAUGUCCCUGUGCUUUCACUGCCUCCUCCAUCAGACACUGAAGUCCUCCUCAGCCUUCCUCCCACACACUUAAGACUCUAGUCUCCAGCCUCCUCUCUCAGACCCAGGACCCCAGGCCCAGCCUCCUCCCUCAGACCCAGUACCCUAGGCCCAGCCUCCUCCCUCAGACCCAGUACCCUAGGCCCAGCCUCCUC
Molecule: messenger RNA, 1202 nt
Organism: Peromyscus eremicus (cactus mouse)
Lineage: Eukaryota; Metazoa; Chordata; Mammalia; Rodentia; Cricetidae
Gene: Klk14
Product: kallikrein related peptidase 14
Exons: 5
Coding region: 229-981 (250 amino acids)
Biological process (GO): proteolysis; epidermis morphogenesis; seminal clot liquefaction
Molecular function (GO): serine-type endopeptidase activity
Source: RefSeq, a predicted model, not a curated record